GUCAACUGAAACGAUUUUCGAAGUUCGUUUUUCUUAUAAAUUUAGUUAGAAAUUACCAUUCCUUAAAUGUUUUUUCAUAAAAAUAAUUUUUAUUUCGAUCAUCCAGGUAGAUACGACAUCGUUAAUUUCAACCCGGUAAAUUUUAUUGUAUGAGUUAUCUGCCCUUUAGGCGAACCUGAAAUUUCAAUAUGGCGGCACAAUAUGAAAGCGAUUCGGACGAUAGUAUUCCUGAGAUAGAUAUAUCACUUAGAGUUAAUGUACAGCCCUACCAGUACGAACCAGUUGUACUGCGCGACUCAUCCCCACUACCGGAAAACGAUAGUGAGUCAGAAAUCAGCGAGGAUCAAUCGGACGAAUGCCCUUCACCAUCUGAUAUGCAAUGGUGCUCGUGUGGUAAUUGCAUCGCAAUGCCCACAAGAAGGGAGUCUAAAUGUUGCCAUGCAUUUAGUACGAUUGUACCGAGGCUUGAAGAAAUGGGCCUGUCCUGCAUCACGGAUCACGAGGGUUUUGUGGCAAACUGUCUCAACAGAUGGGUUUUGGAAACGUCCUAUUACGAAUACAUUCAAGAUAAUGGUCCUUUGGAAGAGGGGGAAUUGAUUCACAGAGUUUACAGACAUCUAGGGUACAGAAGAUUCGUUCGUUGGAUCUGGCAACGGCUUGGGAAAAACAACCGGAAAGUUCUUCCAUCCUGUGUUGUGACUAAGAUUAGAAAUUGUUUUCCAUCACAACAGUUCUGUGGAUUUAAAUACCCUUCUUGAUUUAUAUUAUUAUGU
This is a messenger RNA of Ostrea edulis (European flat oyster), 773 nucleotides long. RefSeq names its product P2X purinoceptor 7-like. The coding region runs from base 189 to 758 and encodes 189 amino acids. Lineage: Eukaryota; Metazoa; Mollusca; Bivalvia; Ostreida; Ostreidae. The transcript is spliced from 3 exons. The record is from RefSeq and is a predicted model, not a curated record.